CCGCGACCGCAUCAUCACAAGAGUACCUGCCAUGAGCAUGGAAGACACAGACGCCCAGCGCGUAGCUUGGGAGGCCGAGCAGACAGAGAUGAAGUGCGCGAUGAACAUGACGAGCUCCGUGGAUGAGAGCCGCCUCGCCCGCAUCGGCGGCGUCGACAUCUCGUUCCUUAAGGGAACCAAUGACGCCUGCGCGACCCUUGUUGUCCUCUCGUAUCCCGACCUUAAAGUGCUCUGUGAAGCCUCUUGCUACACGAACCUGACACUGCCAUACAUCCCAACGUUCCUUGGCUUUCGUGAGCUACCGGCGCUCCUGCCACUCUUCGAUAUGAUCCCAGAGGACCUUCAGCCGCAACUCGUCUUUGUCGAUGGCAAUGGGCGACUGCAUCCUCGCGGCUUUGGCAUCGCGUCGCACUUGGGCGUGGUCAAGGCGCUGCCAACGAUCGGCGUUGCCAAGACGUUUCUCAACGUCGAUGGCCUCGCCAAGUCCCACAUCCGCGCGCUCGUCGAGGACGCCAAGGCGAUCCAGCGCGGCGACGCCAGCAAAGACGACGUUAUCGUGCCGCUGCGUGGCGAGUCGGGCACGGUAUGGGGCUCGGCACUGUGCACGAAAGGAAUUCAAAACCCCAUCUAUGUCUCGAUCGGCAACCUCAUUACGCUCGAGCAAGCCGUCGCGCUCACGCAAGUAACAUCGCUGUUCCGUGUGCCCGAGCCAAUUCGACAAGCCGACUUGCGGUCGCGCGCCAUCAUUAGAGCAUGGGAAGCCGACGGCGUCGACACGGGUUUCCGCGUGUACACUGGGCCGUAGUGCUUGCGGCCUCGACACGAAUAUCAAGUCA
This is a messenger RNA of Saprolegnia parasitica CBS 223.65, 836 nucleotides long. RefSeq lists its product as hypothetical. Gene Ontology annotation, molecular function: RNA endonuclease activity producing 5'-phosphomonoesters, hydrolytic mechanism; single-stranded RNA binding. NCBI's taxonomy places the organism in Eukaryota, Oomycota, Saprolegniomycetes, Saprolegniales, Saprolegniaceae. Bases 32 to 805 code for a protein of 257 amino acids. Gene Ontology annotation, cellular component: cytoplasm; nucleolus. The record is from RefSeq and is a predicted model, not a curated record. The transcript has 4 exons. Gene Ontology annotation, biological process: DNA repair.